AUGUCUGGCUACUCCGAGACAGUAUACAAUAACAGCUACGGUGGGCCAGUCACCGAAAUCAACUGCGUCUAUCCCAUCUCCGGCACCUACGGGCUCCUCCCCCGUCUCCUCUAUUAUGUAACCUUGAUCUUCGCCAUCUUCGGUCGCCGGACAGAAUGGCUCAUCAUCGGCGCCCUCGUCAGUGCGCUCACCUAUGCAGGCACCACGGCUAUUCACCUCAUGGCUCUUGUGAGCAGCAAAUCGGGAGUCUUUGACUUGGACAUCAUGGGCGCGUGGGCCGUCUUGUCCACGGGCGCGCUUGCUUACAUUGGUAUUAUUCACUGGAGUUCCACGCUGAGAGCUACACGGGCCCGGGUCGUUAUGAUCUGUUGGGGUUGUUUGGUGGGCACCAGCUUGAUCUUUGGGAGAUCGGAAUUGUUCGACACCCCUAUUAACCCGCCUGAGCCGGCCUGUUAUUCAUCCAAGGGGAUGCUGUUGGAGUAUCCCAGCCAGAAGUGGAUGAACCCCGACUUUGCCAAUUGCACGUACCAGUGUUUUAACAUAUCCAAGCCGAUGAGGCAGUCAUCUGAAAUCAUGGCCAUCCCCCACCGAAUCUUGGACAAUUCACAAUACAGGACACUUACCUAUGUGCUGGUGGGACCAAUCCAGUUCGCAGCCUAUGCAGCGCUCAGCAUGGACGCGCAAGAACAUACCCCGUCGCAUAUGUGCACGAGAUUGGUCAUGAGCUACCUUAUUCAUCCAGGCCAUCGAGAGCAAUUUGCGAAAACGGUUUACAAGGCGAGCAUGGAACAGUGGUAUGGCGGAUAUUUCGCGCUGUUGGGGUAUGUGCGUCGAUCGAAAUGGUCUUGGAGAAAGCUAGCCCUCUCUUCAUUCGUCAUUCCAUGGAUGCUGCUGGGGUUGGUGAUUGACGUUUUGUGUUUGCCGCUCAUGGUGUGUAAUAUAGUGUUUAACGAACUUACAUUGUUGCAAGGGGGUCUCCCGACGAAUGAGGCAAAUAUGGCAAUCGGGCAGUGGGGCGCAAUUGUGAACUCUGUGCUUGUGUUGAUAGCAGCCUGCAUCACCAAGGGCAUGGAGAUAUGGGACAGGAGGAAAAAAGCGAAGCAAUUGGACAGUGUUGUCGAGGCGGUUGUAGCUGUGAUUCCCGAAGACGUUGAGAGCGGCAUGGCGGAGGAGGUCCAGGAGGUCGGAGUGGUCAAGCCCAAGCUGGCCCAUGUCCAGACUCUGCAAGAUAUGGAGGAUGUGAUGAAACGGCCAAAGUGA
Molecule: messenger RNA, 1260 nt
Organism: Cladophialophora psammophila CBS 110553
Lineage: Eukaryota; Fungi; Ascomycota; Eurotiomycetes; Chaetothyriales; Herpotrichiellaceae
Exons: 1
Coding region: 1-1260 (419 amino acids)
Source: RefSeq, a predicted model, not a curated record